AUGUGAGCCUGCAGUACAAGACACUCAAGAGGAGACCUGCGGAGCUGCGCCUAUCAUGGAGGUCAGAGCAUGGCUCCUCUGCCUCCUGCUGCCAGGGACAGUGGCCCAAGGGUCUCUGUCCUCUGGAGCAUCCUUCCUUUCCCAGGAGGGAGAGCUCUUCCUUAGCGAGAACCCCCUGCCACCAGAGAAGACCAGUGAGACAUCCUCCCACAACCCUGAUGUCUACCUCAUCCGAAGCAAGCCGUCUGCCCAUGUGAGGCCAUAUAGCCUGUCCCUCGCCCCUGACGACUACCACUACACCCCCAAGCCCAAGCAUCUCAGGGCCCCCCGCCUGCUGAAGCUACUGGGCUCCUCCUACGACCCCUUCUGGAUGUCCCUGGAAGACCCACGAGGCCGCAACACCAGCCUGGAGGAGCUGGGCACCCUUAGCCAGGAGGUGGCCGAUGGUACCAGCCGCUACCGGAGAAAGUUGCUGCGGGCAGCAGAGGAUUUGGAGUUCCCCCUUCUGCCGGUCUCAGAGGAGGGGCUGCCAGGCAACCUGAGCCAAACCAUCACCCACCACCUCCGCCAGUGGCUGGGGGGGAGGGGCCCCCCCCUCCGCCAGUGGCUGGUGGACAGUGCCACUUGUCACCUGACCUCAUCCUGGGUGGACCUGGGGCCUGUCUUCUGGCCACGGUGGGUGCGCCGCACGGAGUGCGAUGCCUCCCAUACUCGCUGCUCCUGGCCACCAGGCAUGACCUGCCACCCUGCCCAGUUCACCCACAUCAAGCUUCUGGUCUGGCAUUGCUGGGCGAGCAGGGACCCAGGCAUGAGCACAUCCAGAGUUACGCAGCAGUGCACCUGGAGACAGAUCCCUUACCCGGUGGUAGCUGCAUGCAAGUGCUCCUGUCGAUAGCCGAGGCAGGAGGAAGAGGAGGAGGGCACUCCUUCCUCCUUGGAAGCUCGGCUCAUGGGUGCGUUGCUGCCUCUGGGCUCCUUGAAGGGCUUGCUGCCAUGUAUCACUCACUGGAAAUAGCCUGUGCAGCUGGCUGGAGAGGCUGAUCCCACCAUGCAGAAACAACAAACAGAAGUUUUCAUGGACCAGCAAGAUGCUGAGAGUGAUACCCCUGAGACCCUGCUGAAAGCCAGCACCCUCUGCAAGAAGGUUGAGAAGGUGGAAUGUGGGUGGAUCAUCAGGACUUGAUUGUCGGGGGAGCUGGGACUUGGAAAGCCCUGCCGCGGCCAAGGGAACGAAGCCGAGACCGGAAGGAGGUGGGAGUCAGAGGCGCCACCCUUUCUCCUGUGUUUCCACCCAUUAUGGCUAAGUAGGAUCUAGAGGUGAAGUAGAUAGGUGCGCUGGGCUUUGCAGGGUCUAGGGAAAUGGCAGGGAUCACUGUCAUUGUCCAGGAGCCCUGCUGCUUGCAUGGGGAAAUAAAACUAC
Molecule: messenger RNA, 1420 nt
Organism: Alligator sinensis (Chinese alligator)
Lineage: Eukaryota; Metazoa; Chordata; Crocodylia; Alligatoridae
Product: noggin-like
Exons: 1
Coding region: 56-895 (279 amino acids)
Biological process (GO): osteoblast differentiation; dorsal/ventral pattern formation; negative regulation of cell differentiation
Source: RefSeq, a predicted model, not a curated record